Peromyscus maniculatus bairdii (prairie deer mouse) is the source of this 2174-nucleotide messenger RNA. The record is from RefSeq and is a predicted model, not a curated record. NCBI's taxonomy places the organism in Eukaryota, Metazoa, Chordata, Mammalia, Rodentia, Cricetidae.
AAGCGUCACUUCCGCCCGGAACUCGCCUGAAGAAGUCCACAGAGUUGCUGUCAGCGUUCGCGGCCGCUGCACUACCGACAUGGCCCUGCCACCCUUCUUCGCCCAGGGCCGCCCGGGUCCGCCGCCCCCGCAGCCACCGCCUUCCGCUCCGUUCGGCUGUCCGCCCCCGCCGCUGCCCUCCCCGGCUUUCCCGCCGCCUCUUCCCCAGCGGCCCGGCCCUUUCCCGGGGGGGCCCCCGCGCACACCCGUCGGGCCUAGCCUGGGCGAGGUGCGCGCGCGAUUGCGCGCCGCUUUGCGCCUAGUGCGGCGGCUACGCAGCCUGGGGCAGUCCCUGCGCGAAGCCGAGGCCGACGGAGCGGCCUGGGCCUCGCUGCACGCUCAGGCCGAGCCAUUGCGAGCGGAGCUAGCCGAGCGGCUGCAGCCGCUGGCCCAGGCCGCCUAUGUGGGCGAGGCGCGACGGAGGCUGGAGAGGGUCCGGCGCCGCCGGUUGCGGCUUCGUGAGAGGGCCCGGGAACGCGAGGCUGAGCGGGAGGCGGAGGCCGCGCAGGCCACGGAACGGGAGCAGGAGAUUGACCGCUGGAGGGUGAAAUGCGUGCAGGAAGUGGAGGAAAAGAAGCGGGAGCAGGAACUCAAAGCCGCUGCUGAUGGGGUCUUGUCUGAAGUAAGGAAAAAACAAUCGGACACUAAAAGAAUGGUGGACAUUCUGCGUGCUUUAGAGAAACUGAGGAAACUGAGGAAAGAAGCCGCAGCAAGGAAAGGGGUCUGUCCUCCUGCCUCAGCGGAUGAGACUUUUGAGAACCAUCUUCAGCGGCUGAGAAAACUCAUUAAAAAGCGCUCUGAACUGUAUGAAGCUGAAGAGAGAGCCCUCCGAGUUAUGCUGGAAGGAGAACAGGAGGAAGAGAGGAAAAGAGAAUUAGAAAAGAAACAGAGAAAAGAAAGAGAGAGACUUUUACUUCAGAAGCGAGAAAUUGAGUCCAAGUUAUUUGGAGAUCCGGAUGACUUCCCACUUGCUCACCUCUUACAGCCAUUCCGCCAGUAUUACCUCCAGGCCGAGCACUCCCUGCCUGCGCUCAUUCAGAUAAGGCAUGAUUGGGAUCAGUACCUGGUGCCGUCUGAUCAUCCUAAAGGCAACUCCGUUCCCCAAGGAUGGGUCCUUCCCCCGAUCCCCAGCAAUGACAUCUGGGCAACGGCUGUUAAGCUGCAUUAAGAGGCUCCGGGAGCGUGGUCCCACAGGCGAGCACUACAGCUCUAGAUGCUACGAUGCUGUCAUCCCUGCUGUGGUCUUCUGCACACCUUCAGCUCCAUGCGGCGUUGUCCUUCCUGGCUGGAAGUCUGCUUCCUUCUGUGCCCUGCCCUGGCCAGCGUGCCUCUUUAGCAGGAGAUACUAAGCUUCAUCAGGAAAGGGCCUAGAUGAACUGAGGUUAUUAGCACGGCAGUGGCCUUCAUUCAGUAAAUCUGCCUCUGUUUUGAGGGGCUUGGUCUGAUGUGGCCUGCUAUUUGCUGUAGUUUGUUGUAUUUUGGUGGGUAAGUACGGUCAGCACUUGGUUACUGCUUGAAGGUGUUCACUGAGGAGAGGUAGCACCCUACUCCUGGUCUCCCAUUCCAACUGCCCUCCAGCUCCCAGGAGUGCAGGUCAGAGUUUGACCUACAGUUCUGUUAACCCCAGUCUGGUGCAGUUGGGAGGCUGCUCCUGAGGACCCUGGCAGUGGCUGUAGACUGGGCUGCCAGGAAUGCUGAUGGCUUAGAACUGGUGUCUGUCCUGUGGAGAGCUUAGAAAACCCAAGGGCCAGACCAGGUCGGCUCGUGCUCUGACAGACAGUGCUUGUGUUCCUCGUGAAAGCGCCAGUCUAUAGAGUUCCGAGGGAUCUAGCUGUGGGGUCUCCAGGAAUAGAAACGUGUUUCCCUAUGGGACCGUAAUCUCAGUCACAUGGUAGGGACUGGGGUGGCUCUGGGAUUUCCCCCCCCCUUAGCUCAAGCUUCCAAAAAUAUCCAUAUAGUAAAAGUUGGGAAAAGAGCAAAUAUGAAUGGUAAAUUUUAUUUUUUAUAUUCAUUAAUAAGAGCUAUUGUGCUUGGACAUGAUCAGUCAUAUGACAUGUUAUGGUUUUUGUUUUGCUUUAUUCUGGGUUUUGUUAUUUAAUUUCCUAAAAGCUAAAUAAAUACCAUUUUUCACUUUU